GGCCUAUCUUGUUAUGUACUAUCUUUGGUGUUAUACAGAAUCUUUGCCAAUAAACCGCUGUUAUCGAGUACGUGAUCGAGUAUCGAGCGCUCCCUCUGACAAGCUAUCUUUUGUUUACAACGAGAGUGCACUCGUGUAUGACCUGGAAACCCCGGAGUGACCUGUAGACCCACUGUCUGAGUGAACACUGCGAAGAGUAUAAAUCGUUAUCUGACGACAACAAGCAAAGUUCGCAGGAUCUGAUGCGAUUUCAUCAUCGUCAGUGGCAGGGCGAAGAAAUUUAGAGAAUCUACUAGACUCUAGAAUAGAUCUAUUUGAAGUGACCCACGUUUUGGCGUCGUCAUGGCUGACAGUACUGACAGCAGAAGAAAACAACUCCAGCGAUUGGACUCGUCCAUUGAUAACAAACUCAGCUUCACUUAUGAAGAUGUGGAAAUGAUUGCUAAUCACAUUCUGGAGAAAGUGAAAUGCAGACCGAAGCUGGGAAUCAUCUGUGGGUCAGGUCUGGGCAAGUUGGUGGAUCUUGUGGAAGAUAAAGAAGUCUUGCCCUACCAGGAGAUACCUGGAUUCCCUGUCAGCACAGUGCCUGGCCAUGAAGGAAAACUGGUAUUUGGUCAGCUGAGAGGCAAGUCCGUUGUGUUGAUGCAAGGCCGGGCUCACUGUUAUGAAGGAUACACUCCACAGAAGAUCACCCUGCCUGUGAGAACUAUGAAGAUGAUGGGGAUAACCACACUGUUUGUCACCAACGCAGCCGGAGGUGUCAACAAAAAGUACAAUAUCGGGGACAUCAUGAUCAUCAAGGACCAUGUCAACUUGGCUGGAUUUGCUGGUGUUAACCCCCUUGUUGGGGUUAAUGACGAAAAAUUCGGGCCUCGAUUCCCGGCAAUGUCCAAUGCCUACGAUCUUGGUCUGCGACAGCUGGCCCUCGCUAAGGCCAAAGAGAUAGGAUUCUCUGACUUCGUGCGGGAGGGAGUGUACAGCAUGAUGGUGGGACCAAACUUUGAGACAGUUACCGAGUGCAAAAUACUCAGCUUACUGCUAGUAGAUGCCACAGGCAUGAGCACCAUCCCCGAGGUUCUGGUGGCCAAGCACUGUGGUAUGCGUGUGUUCGGCAUGUCGCUCAUCACCAACGUGGUCAUCUCGGAGUAUGACUCGCCGGCCCACGCCAACCACCAGGAAGUGCUGGAGACGGGAGAGAGGCGGAGCAAGGAUUUGCAGCAGCUGGUGGCGGCCAUUGUGGCUGACCUUGACCUCUAGGUACCCUUGAUCUGAUGACGUCUGCGGCAAAACUAAAGAGAAGUUCCUGCCAUGGCCGCUUUUUUAAAACACUUUUUUGCUUAUUCACUUGCAUACUGUUCGUUUGUUUUUUUUACGGAGUAUUUGUUUGUUUGUUGUUUUGAGUUUUGAUUUCGCCUAUCACAGAACAAGUAUCAUCUAUGUGGUAGGUAUUUAUAAAAAGUGAAAGUGGGAUGGGAUUGCGGGGGGGGGGCAGUUGUUGUUUGCCGAGAGAUUUUAUAGACUGGACAAUGCAGUCAUUUUGUCUUUUGGUUGGUUGGGGGGGGGGGGGGGGGUAACAAUGACAGACCGGAACUACAAAAGCAUCGUGUAAAAAUAGAUCACCCUUUGGUGUCAUCUGUUCAACCUCUCGGGGGGAAGGGUGGAGCUGUUCUUUAGAUUUGUUUUAAUAUCACCCCCACAUAACGUUCACUUGAACUCAGUGCCCAAGCUGACAUCAGCCAGAUAGUUCAAAGGAUGAACAGGGUUCUGUGUUUGUUCAAACCUGCUGGGUUGAAAAUGUGACUUGUGAGAUUUCAGUCAAAGGUUAGAGUAUUUUAAGAAAUGUAUCUCUGUAUUGUUACACAUGUUUUGUAUUUUGUUGUGGUAGUUGGAAUGACUUUUACUAUUCUGUUACAAAUUUGAAGAGUAUUGUGUUAAGCCUGUGUACCAUUGCAUUUUUAUUGCAUUUUGAUUUGUUGUUGACGCUCUGACAGAGAGUUUAAAAUGGCAUGAUCUAUGGCAGUACUAAUUUUACAGAGAGUGAAAUUUGAAAGCUCACUAAUUACGCACCAUAUUUUUCACUGCUAUCCUGUAAGUACCUACCUUUUCACUGGGCAUUUCAAAACAUCAUUGUGAAACAAACUAACGUACAGUCACCAUGUAGGUAACAGUAUAUAUGCGAUAAAAAAGAAUUCUUAACUCAGAAGAAGCGUAAAGGGCUUAAGUAAAGGAAGGCAGUUAAUUUUCAACUUUAGCAUAUAUGCAUCGUGGAUGGGUUUGUUUCUUGUGAAAUUGUAGGAGGUCCAUUGUAAUUGUUGAUGCUGCAUUCUGGAAUGUGUAAUUUUCCUUUUUGUAGCAUUUUGUCAUGGUUUUCUUGAUAGUGCGGCUCAGAUUUUCUUUCUCUCUGCUUUUAAUGAGUGAGCUGCAGCAGCAAACAAAGCGUGAUCGAUCGUGUUUUAGGUAAUUUCUCAUUUUACCGUGCUGAAUGAUUAUUGCUUUUUUUUUAUAUUCCGGUGUGAAGAGUGAUCAAAAAUUUUAUUUAUAUUAUAGUCGUUGAUAAGCUGACAGCUAGCAAGUCUUUAUGAAGCGAUCUUGUCUGACAUUCACCUUGGUUGCACGUUCCCUAACGUUAACAGUGUCCUUAAGCUUUGCUUAAGAAUACUUGGUCUCAAUAGGAAUCAUUUUACCGGUGUCUUGAAUUCAUUUGGAAAGAAACUAUACUAUUAGUUUACUAUCAUAUUUAUGUGUCCAAAAGAACAGCUUCGACUUUUUAUGUUUGUUCUGAAGUUUUUGCUCAGGUUUUUGACAUUUUCAAGAAGCCUUUUCGUACAGAAUGUAGGAUGAUUGUAGGUGUCAGUAUUCAUGAUUGAUGUAAUUUUCAUCGAAUGUACUGUUGAAAUGCCAUUGCACUUGACUGAGAAUUGUUUCAGGGCUAAAGCUCCUUUAAUAGAGAUUAAAUUGUUUAAGUGAUUUAUGUUGUCAUUUUAAAAAAUGAGGUUCUUGAGGUAAUUUAUGUUGUCACCUCUUUAAAAGAAAUGAGAUUCAUGAAGCGUGAGAUUCUUGCUUGAAGUCCAUUCUUUUUCAAUUUUUCUGUCCCCACGGUUUUUUGCAAAAAAUAUUCUGAAAUUAUGCAAACUGAGCCCAAAAAUGUGAAAUUAUGCGAUUCUGUUAAUUUUAACAAA
Messenger RNA from Aplysia californica (California sea hare), 3179 nucleotides. Its product is annotated as purine nucleoside phosphorylase. Gene Ontology annotation, biological process: nucleoside metabolic process. Bases 343 to 1257 code for a protein of 304 amino acids. Gene Ontology annotation, molecular function: purine-nucleoside phosphorylase activity. Gene Ontology annotation, cellular component: cytoplasm. The transcript is spliced from 6 exons. Lineage: Eukaryota; Metazoa; Mollusca; Gastropoda; Aplysiida; Aplysiidae. The record is from RefSeq and is a predicted model, not a curated record.